Molecule: messenger RNA, 490 nt
Organism: Coprinopsis cinerea okayama7#130
Lineage: Eukaryota; Fungi; Basidiomycota; Agaricomycetes; Agaricales; Psathyrellaceae
Exons: 3
Coding region: 1-279 (92 amino acids)
Biological process (GO): mitochondrion organization
Cellular component (GO): mitochondrion; nucleus
Source: RefSeq, a predicted model, not a curated record
AUGCUCGCACAGAUGGCUGCAACUGCCGGCUCUGUAGCAGUUGGAUCGACCAUUGGCCAUGGCAUUUCCAGCAUGCUCUUUGGCAGUGGUGGAGGAAGCGCUGCUGCGCCUGCUGCUGAAGCCCCUCCUGUCCAACACCAACAGCAACAGUCGAGUGGGAUUAACUGUGAGGCUCAGGCCAAGGAUUUCACCAAGUGUUUGGAGAAGGCCGAUCUCCCUUCUUGCACGUGGUAUCUUGAGCAGCUCAAGGCUUGCCAAGCUGCCGCUGCCCCUUACUAAUUGACUGGAUGGAAGGCGCGUUAACAUUCAUUCUCGAGCAACUUUGCGAGCUCGGGGAGGAUGUAGUAGGGUCGAUGAUGAUUCGGGACCUUGUGUGUACGACCCCUUUGCAAUGCCAUCUCUCUAAAUACCACCACUCAUACAACGUUAUAUUAAGAUUAUACCAUGUUUUUUACGCGAAUAUAUAGAUAAUACGAUACGCUUUGGAAGG